UAGAAACUGGAUUCCAAGUUUAUUCGUUGUCAGGCGACUAUUCAGUAAAACCCAAAUUCUUGCACUAUAGAUAUCAAGAUUAUUAAUGAUGUAACAAUUUGGGUUUUGCUAAAUAGUCCUCCGACGACGAAAAAAGUUGGAAUCCAGUUUAUACUCCGAUGAAAAAAUCGAAUCUUGUCCAAUAAUUGUCGAUCGCGAUUGAAGAACCAAAUAUAGCAAUGACUCCACCAAUGGAGCGAAUUCAGACACUGGAAGCGAUUGAGAAGGAUAUUAUCGUGUGUUUACAGAGUGCGGGACAAGCGUUCAUGGAGCUCAGCAAAGAGAAGUCAAGUCUGAAACAAGCAGAGGGACAGACGAAUCAGUUUAUUAAAACCCUGGGCCAUGUAGAAUCGAAACUGAGCGAACAAAUAAACUAUUUAACACAAGUUUCAACAGGACAACCACACGAAGGAUCCGGCUACGCCAGUCAAAAAGUAUUACAAAUGGCAUGGCACAGAUUGGAGCACGCACGUAGUAGGGUCAAUGAAUUGGAACGCAUUAAAAACAAACAUCUUCAUACAAGAUCAAACACCAGAUCCACGCAGCCACAAAUACCAGUAUCGACAACACCAAUGCAGACAAAUUCAACUCCUCAAUAAAUCCUCCGAUGCCUCAAACAAUUCGAUCAAUUAACUCUGUAACAAUUAUCAUCAAUCAGCUGUUCUCCUUGAACGAAAAAAAUGAAUUUAAUUGCAUUGUUUUCGACAAUAUUUUUCCUCACUUCACGAAACAAAACUUUUCUGAAAAAUAUGAGUUUGCUAUACGAGCGGAAAAUAAGUACUGGAAUCAAAUGAAGCAAUAAAGUAUUUUCCUCCGUCCAAAUGAUA
Messenger RNA from Diachasma alloeum, 866 nucleotides. RefSeq names its product mediator of RNA polymerase II transcription subunit 11 (gene MED11). The record is from RefSeq and is a predicted model, not a curated record. Gene Ontology annotation, cellular component: mediator complex. Lineage: Eukaryota; Metazoa; Arthropoda; Insecta; Hymenoptera; Braconidae. The coding region runs from base 219 to 638 and encodes 139 amino acids. Gene Ontology annotation, molecular function: transcription coregulator activity. Gene Ontology annotation, biological process: regulation of transcription by RNA polymerase II. The transcript has 4 exons.